Molecule: messenger RNA, 1563 nt
Organism: Fonsecaea nubica
Lineage: Eukaryota; Fungi; Ascomycota; Eurotiomycetes; Chaetothyriales; Herpotrichiellaceae
Exons: 4
Coding region: 1-1563 (520 amino acids)
Molecular function (GO): iron ion binding; monooxygenase activity; oxidoreductase activity, acting on paired donors, with incorporation or reduction of molecular oxygen
Source: RefSeq, a predicted model, not a curated record
AUGGUGUUCCAACUCCGUCCAUGGCAAUAUUUGACGCUCGCGGCACUCCUGGCGUUCGUCGCCUCGGUGUACAUCAAGAGAUACAGAAAAUGGAAGAAGGUCGCCGCCCUGGGCAGUGAAGCGCCGCGGGUCACAACUCGGUUCAUCUUUGGCCUGGAUUUCCCUGUUCAUUCGACACUGGCGAUCCUCAGAAACGAAACGCUGGAAUUCUGGGACUGGAUCUACGAACACACCGGCACCGACAGCAAAGGAACGGCCUCGUACACGGCCGAGCUUCAUCUACUGGAGGAUGUUCGCGUCAUCUUUACCGCAGACCCAGAGAACACCAAGGCCAUCUUGACGACGCAAUUCCAGGAGUUUGGUAAAGGUGAACAAUUCCAUGACGAGUGGCAGGACUUCCUAGGCGAUAGCAUUUUCACCACCGACGGGCAGCAAUGGCACAACUCGCGACAAUUGAUUCGUCCAAUGUUUAUCCGCGAGAAGGUCGCUGACCUGCCAUUGAUCGAGACUCAUGUCCGCAAACUCAUAGCGUUGAUGGGCACGGGAGACGGGAGUGCGGUCAUGUUGAACAAACUGUUCUUCCGAUUCAGCCUUGAUGCGUCCACCCACUUUCUAUUCGGCCACACCGUUGGCAGCUUGGAUAAAGAACAGUCGGCUUUCGCUGCUGCCUUUGACGAAGUUCAACGCGUCCAAUCCCUAGAGGGCCGCUUGGGGCCCUUGAAGCACUUCCGCAGCAAGAAAUCCUUCUAUGACGGACUGAAGACCAUGGAGCGUUUCAUUGAGCCGUUCAUUGACGAGGCACUUUCAUUGACUCCGGAAGAGUUGGAGACCAAGUUAUCUCGCUCAGACACCUUUAUCCACGCACUGGCCCGAUAUACCAGAGAUCGAAAGGUUAUGCGCGAUCAGCUCGCGGCAUUGCUGUUGGCCGGCCGCGAUACCACCGCUGGAACACUGUCCUGGCUUUUCCUGGAAUUGGCCAAGAAUCCUCGCGCAGUUGAGAGGCUGCGUGCAGAGAUCAAGGAAGUCUUGGGAACUGAUGGUCGACCGCCAACCUAUCAAGAGAUCAAAGACAUGAAGUAUUUGACGUACACUAUCAACGAAACCCUGCGGCUCUAUCCGAUAGUCCCAUUCAAUGUCCGUUCAGCACUCUCAGAUACUACAUUGCCUCGAGGUGGGGGGAAAGACGGCAAUGCACCAGUGGGUUGUCCAAAGGGUACAGUGGUAGGAUACAGCACUUUGUCGAUGCAGCGAAGAAGAGACCUAUAUCCACCAAUUUCGCCAACGUUUCCCUACGACCCCCUCGAAUGGUGGCCAGAGCGCUGGGCGACCUGGACCCCCAAAGCGUGGAACUUCAUCCCAUUCAACGGCGGACCCAGAAUAUGUAUCGGACAGCAAUUCGCCAUGGUAGAGAUGGGAUACACGAUCGUCAGGAUCCUGCAGGAAUUCGACCAGAUCAUUGAUUAUGGGAGCAAACGGACCAUGCAUGUAGAGAUUAUCCUGACUCCAGCAGAGGGCGUGAAAGUGGGAUUUCUCAAGAGUGAAAACAAGAGAGAGAAGGCUUGA